UCUGACAGGUUUAGGUGAUGCUCCGUGUUGUAAUUUACCGUCUGUCAGCUUUUAAGGGUUGUGCUGGUGGAAUCUGAUUUUUAAAAGAAGAAGAUGGAGAAAGAGAGAAAGCCACCAAAACGGUACGGAGCUUUGGAGGAGACUCGAGAAGCAGCAGUAGAGAAGUCACCGGACAACACUGUUUCAAUGGCUGACUCUUCUGUUACAAUUGAAGACAUAGAAGGAGAGCUGUUCAGAAUUGAACGAAUACGAGACAUCCUUGUGCGAAGGGAAUCGGAGCUGAGAUACAUGAUGGAUGAUAUCCAGCUCUGCAAAGAAAUCACACGACUGAAGAAAGAACUUCAGAAACUCGUCUCAAUUCCAGAAAAAGACAAAUCGAAGGAGGACAAGGACCGAGAGGAGGAGCUGCUACGACAGAUCAACAAGCUGGUGGAGACCAGAGAUUUUUUAGUGGACGAUGUGGAGUUUGAGAGGCUGAGGGAACGAGAGGAAGACAGAGAAAUGGCCACCUUCUUGGAGUCCAAAUUUCCGAAGAGUUUGGGUAAAAAAAGUGCUUCGCGGGAUCAAAAGGUAGAGUCCAAAUCCCAGCAAACGUCGACACCUUUCGUCACUAAAACCGGACUGAGAUUGCUGAAGGACUGCUGUGGCUUCAGCUGCUCAGUCAUGUAAAACACGAUGCAGAGAAACAGCUGUGUGCACUAGUGCGUACACAUUUACGUGGCAUAUUGUUCCAAACACAGAUUGUCUACACUCAUAUUUGCUUAUAAUGUAAAUCAAGUGCAAUAUUGUAGUUUUCGUGUCGUUUUCUACUGUGACACAUUGCGUUUGUCUCGUGUAGUAGCAAAGCUGGCUAGUGUACAGUUAUUUAAGAGCUAUGG
Thalassophryne amazonica is the source of this 878-nucleotide messenger RNA. RefSeq lists its product as uncharacterized. NCBI's taxonomy places the organism in Eukaryota, Metazoa, Chordata, Actinopteri, Batrachoidiformes, Batrachoididae. The transcript has 6 exons. The coding region runs from base 94 to 669 and encodes 191 amino acids. The record is from RefSeq and is a predicted model, not a curated record.